Molecule: messenger RNA, 1025 nt
Organism: Sebastes umbrosus (honeycomb rockfish)
Lineage: Eukaryota; Metazoa; Chordata; Actinopteri; Perciformes; Sebastidae
Gene: scpp5
Product: secretory calcium-binding phosphoprotein 5
Exons: 11
Coding region: 83-634 (183 amino acids)
Source: RefSeq, a predicted model, not a curated record
UGGCAUCAUCUUCAACAUCGACAUUCAUCAUCCUCACCUGUGCUGUUUUUUUAUCGCAAAAGGACUUGGAUAAUCUGCAAGAAUGAAAUUUAUCAUCCUGAGCCUCUGUCUGGCUACGGCCUCCGCUGCACCUUCCGUCUUUCAUUACCUGCCUCAUUACGCGAGUUCCAGAGGUCAGGUACCACCUUCACCGAUGAGAAAUCCCUUCACAGCUGGUCAGUCUCUACCACAAAUGCCAGGACUAUCUGGACUACCUGGACUACCUGGCGCUUACAGUGUGGAACUGAUUUAUCCACAUAGAUUUCCUCUAGGUGCCGGUGGAUCAGCUGCACAGCCCUUUGCCACCCAUGGGUUCAUCAAAUACUCCAUCCCUCAGCCACCAGGCAGACAGAGUGUGGAAGUCUACUACCCCUAUGACUUCUCCCAGCAAAGGAUAAUGACAAACAUGCCUCCUAUGACAAACGUCCCUCAGAUGCCAAAUGUGAUGCCAUAUGACUAUCCCCUUCAAAAUAAUCCCCAGCAAAACCCAAAUAUGCCCUCAUUUGAUGCCAGUCCUCUUCCAUCCCAGGUUCCCCUGCAGCCUCUCCAACAGGAUCAGCCCGCACAGACAAGCCAGAUGCCGGCGAAGGCGUGAAGUGGAUGAGAAAAAGGAGACGAAACUAUUCCUUCCUCCUUAACAUUCAGAUGGAUGGAACAAAUGAUGUUAAAUAACUGAAUCUGUUUCUGCAACAUGUAGAUGUGCCUACUAAAUUAAAAAUUUAAUUAGCAUGAAAAAGACACUUUUCAAUAAGAUAUAGUAUUCUAAAUAACAACAUCAUCUGCAUAGAAUGAAACACAUUUCUGAAGUAUUUUCUGCUUUGCUUUAUAGUCGUCAUAGAUUUUCACUAUUAUUGUGUUUCUCAAGUACUUUGUAAUGCUGCAUUUCCACAGUAUGUAACAAAUGUGCUGCAUGUGUUUAUUAACGCAUUUGAACUUUUCCUUAAAUGUCAUUUUCCUUAAGAAUUAAAGUCUAAGUUUUCAAGCAA